Physella acuta is the source of this 4182-nucleotide messenger RNA. RefSeq lists its product as uncharacterized. The record is from RefSeq and is a predicted model, not a curated record. Gene Ontology annotation, molecular function: DNA binding; DNA-binding transcription factor activity. NCBI's taxonomy places the organism in Eukaryota, Metazoa, Mollusca, Gastropoda, Physidae. Gene Ontology annotation, biological process: regulation of DNA-templated transcription.
GACGGGAAUUUGACGUUUGCUAAUUUUAGAUUCAUUCUUGAGGAAAAACCCGUGUCCCAGCCAUUUUGGGAGCCAGAAUCAGUACGUUGGACAUAUUCUAAAACUGAUUUUCCCUAACAUUCUUAGUUACUGGACUUAGCCGGGAUAAUAUAAUUAUUAUCUCAGGCUUAUAAAGUUUGUUUAUACUUGGUAUAAACAUUCACUAUCAACUAAGAAAUGAAGCGAACUAGGGGCGGAAGUGUUACCCGUGGUACAUCACAGAAGCUAAAAAUGGUGAAAAAAGAGACUAUACAUGAUGACGGAGAAGCUUGCAGUUACCAGGCAACAUUGUCUAAACCAUCAGUUGAAAUAGUUCAGUGCAUAAGUUACCAAAAGUUUCGCUAUCAUGGUGAGAACAGACCAGGAAAAAAGUAUCAGGAAAAGGAUUUUAUGACUCUGAAGCUAAAUAACUUGUCCGAUAAAGUUGUUCGGGUUGUAAUUAUUUGCACUGAUGCUGACAAUCGAGAAUUAAUACAUCCUAAUGGACUUGUUGGUAAAGAUUGUCAUGAUGGGAUAUAUGAUAAAGAAUAUGCAAUUACCAAGCCCAGUUUUAUAAUAAAAAUUCCAUAUCUACGCACCGAGCGUAUAAAAACCAAGAAGAAUGAGCACGCCAAAAUCCAAAAUGUUUUAAGUGAUAGAGCGUCUCAUCUCCCUUCUCCUUAUAAAGAACGAUGUUUGUCACAAUGCACGGAUAAAUACACAUCUUCAAGAAAAUUUGACACCACUAAAGUGUGUUUGGGUGUUAUUGUCACAGUGCAGAGCCAUCAAGGGCCAUUUAAUGGAUCUCUACAUGCUAUAAGUCAUGUAGUUAGGAAUGCUAGUGAAAAAACAUCUUUGAACAUAUUGAAGUUAAGUCAGUUAGACAUUUCUGCACUUACUGGGGGAACUAUUGAUAUUUUUACAACUGAAGAUGGACCAGGGAUAGAGCCAGAUAAAUACCUAGUUUAUGUUACAAGUAAGACAGAUACAGAGGAAUGGAUGUCUGAAAAGAUUUGUCCAGCAAAGGAAGACAUUUUAUAUAAACGAGUAAUUAGUUACCGUGUUCCUAACUUUUUUAUCAAUCCAAACCUUGCAAGUGAAACAGAUGCACUUCUUCAUCUUGAGUGCCCACAAAGUAAUCAGUACUGCAAUUACAGAUUUAGAUAUGUUCCCCAUGUGGCAGCAGGGAUUGUUUUGACCAGUGACCAAAUAUUUAAUGGACGCAAACACUACAUUGAGCAUGACAUAAAGCCUACCAAAAAGAGAUUGAGAACUGAUCCGUAUGAAGGUGAGAACAGUACAGAGGCUAUUAAAGCUAGCCUGAAAUCUAAAUUAGAAGCCCGUCAAGAGCCAAUCUAUAUUGAUGCUCAAAAUGAAUCUCAAAAUGAAUCAAAUCAUUAUAUCAUUGAGCAGCGUCAACAAUCCCAAGGUUUUAAUCAAGAACACACAGUGCUGAUUCGUCACCAGGAUCCUAACACAGGAGAGUCUUCCUAUCUUCUUGAUAUGGAUGCCAGUAAAAAUCUUAACAGCAGUAACCACCAGUAUGUUUCACAGUAUUCAAUAGAUGCCAACUCAAAUAGUGUUCUUCAAGGAAUGGGAAACAUUAGAAAUCGGGGGUCCAUUUACCAGACAUCCCAAGAUGUACAGGUUGUUGCAACUGGAUAUUCAGAUGAUGUUCCCCCCAAUACAACAGUUCUGAUUUACACUACAAACGGAGAUCAUGUAGCUAUUGACAGUGGUUCAAACGAGCAAAUGGUAAUUCAGGAAGUUUCUGAUGAAGAAGAAGCAACUGCUUCUAUUGUUAUGACUGGAGAAAGAGUGAAAAAUGUUAAUGUUAUAGAAAACAAUCAGCCAGCUUCUGCUUCUAAUGGCCAUUCUGAACAAGUUAUCAGACGAGAAAUGAUAAUGGAAAAAAGGGUACCUAACCAAAGUAAUCCUCGUGCUGCAAAGGGUUUGAACCAAUCUGCAUCUGGUCAUAUGGCUAAUGAAACAGAAAACAGACGAGCUCCCUAUAGUGGUGCAGAUGUUAACCCAACUCUUGCCUCUGGCAAGCAGGUAGCCGGUAGGUACAGCCCAGCACCUGCCUCUUCUCCAUCUACCAUACCACCAUUACGAAGAAUGUUGAUCCCAAACAAACAGAUAUCAAGUGCUUCAGCUUGGGAAGUUGGAAAUGAAGAAGAUCAGGAUGAAUCAUACAGUCUUGUUCAAGAUAUGAUGCAUGAUUUCAACAGAAAAUCUGUUCUCAUUAAAGAAGAACCCGUUGAUGAGGAAUUAAAUAAUUCCAUUACUAAACACAGCCCACAAGUGUCGAAUUAUCAACCACGUUACAUUGCUCAGAAACAAAUGUACCAUGCAGAAAACAUUGCAAAUAGCCGUCUUGGCUCUGAUCGAUCAUCAAAAGACAGUGAGCAAAAUAAGUCUCAGGAAUUCCCAAGACUUGACUCUAUGGAACUUCAAGGAGCCAUUGCCAAUUUACCCACAAUGCAAGUUAUGGAUCUUGCAAAUAUGAUUGAACAAGGUCUCCCUUCAACAACAGAAAAUGUUGAAGUCUCUGGUUAGAUGUUUUCAUUUGUUUUUACUCACUUUUACAUUAUAUACUUAUUUUUGUUUGAACAUUUCCAUAAACAUUCAAAGGUAGGAACUUGAAUAAAUAAAGACCUAGUUAAAAGAAGAUGAGAUGUGCUUUGUGCUGUAUUAAUAACAGAUUUAUGAUUUUUCCCUGGAAAUAAUAUAUUAUGAUAUAAAUUGUUUAUAACAAUGAUAUCUCAGAUUUCUGAGAUUUGUCAUCAACAUAUUUAAACAUUUUUUAUGACUUUACCAAUCAUUUAUUAUCUCUUGUUUUGCAGUUUGUAUUGAUAUAUGUGUUUUUCCCCCCGUACAAAUAUUGCUUUAUGUGAUAUACAUGUGGUAAAAAAGAUAGUAAAAUGAAUGUUGUAUUGUAUAAACAAAUGCCUACUGACUGUGAUGAAUGCCUUAAAUUUUGUUUUGGGUUUGUUUGUUUUUAUUGGGCAGCAUCUUACUUUAACAAGACAUACUGUAAAUAUAACUCCUUUUUUGUAUAUAAUAGCAUAAAAAGAGGCAAUGUAGUUUGAAUUAAUACAUUGAAAUUUAUUUUCAUUGUCAAAAACAAAAUUAUUUGCUCACAUGUUAAAAAGUAAAUAAAAAGUCCUGUUGAAAAAUCAAAGUAAACAUUUUCAAUUAAAAUUCAUAUUUCUCUGUUUCAUAGCCAUAUUUAAGGUCAUUAUAUCAUAAGGUUUUGGGCAGAAUUUAUGGGUUUUUGGUAGAUUUUUAAAAGAUUGGAUUGGAAGAGUUGCAUGUGUGUUUUCAGACCUAACAAGCACUGUUAUAGCCUGUACAUAUUUUGAUGACAUUGGUAUAAAUACAUAUUUUAUUGUCAAAUGAAAAGAACAUCUUUAUAUAGUUGUGAUUACAAUUUAGAAAAUUCAUAACAUCAACAUACUUGUUCCUGUGAGAUUUUUAUAUAUAUAUUUGUAUUCCCUGUGUUCAAACCAGUUUUAUAGAAAAUUGUAAAUAUGCCGUUUUUCCAGUGAAAUGUCAAUCCUUACAGCCACCAUUUUAUUUUACAGUUUCAAAUUAUAAUUAAUAUUUAAAAAAAUAAUCCUAAUUUUCUGAAAGACUCAUGAGAAACUGUUUAUUAACAUGUGCAUACUGUUCUUGUGUUAAAUUAAGUUGAAUCAACAUCUUAUGCAGUAAAUUUAUGAUGUGAUUUAUUCUCCCAGGCUAAGAGUUUUUUGUAAAAUAGUAGCCUACUACAGAUCUGUUUAAUCAAUAGUCAUAUUAACCUUCAUCACGGUACAAUUGUAAACAUUUUUUAAUUUUGAUGUUGAAUGGAAAAUAGCCAAUAUUCUUUUAAAAAUUUUUUCUUCCAAAUUAUGUUUCCUGGUGAAACAUUUGAGCUAUUUUUUUGUAGGAUACUAACAAAUCAAUGGGAUUUGUUUCAUUUUACUUGCACUACUAUUUUACAUAUGCAUCUUGAUUGUAUAUUACUUUUUAUUAUGUGAUGCAUGUCAAUUGUACAUAAGUAUAAAACAUGUUGGUUAAAUAAGGUUAUCUUGUACUUUAGCAUGUUGAUACAAUACUUUUACGUUGAAAGUUGUAACUCACUUGUAUAUAUUUGAAUAAAUUAAAAGUUUUAACACCUAA